This is a messenger RNA of Dendronephthya gigantea, 730 nucleotides long. RefSeq names its product ATP-dependent DNA helicase Q-like 1. Gene Ontology annotation, molecular function: 3'-5' DNA helicase activity; nucleic acid binding; four-way junction helicase activity. NCBI's taxonomy places the organism in Eukaryota, Metazoa, Cnidaria, Anthozoa, Malacalcyonacea, Nephtheidae. Gene Ontology annotation, cellular component: chromosome; nucleoplasm; nucleus. Gene Ontology annotation, biological process: double-strand break repair via homologous recombination; telomere maintenance. The record is from RefSeq and is a predicted model, not a curated record. Bases 56 to 730 code for a protein of 224 amino acids. The transcript has 2 exons.
UCGCAGGCUUAAUCGAAUACAAGUACGAGGUUGAAUCGAAUAAAGAAUAGAAAGCAUGGGUUUUUUGUCUUGUCUUCAUACCGCUAUCAAUAAAAGUGUUAUUUAUAACAAUAUAAAUUUGAAGCCAAAACAAGUGAAGUGCUUGGAGGCGCUUUAUAAAAAGAAAGACUGUGUCGCUGUUUUACCUACAGGUUACGGAAAAUCAUUGAUAUACCAAUUGCUGCCAUCAUUGCUGAACGAACGAAAUACCUUUGAACAAAUACGAUUAGGUCGUGAAUUAAGCCACAAUACUCCUGUUAUUCUUGUUGUUUCACCUCUAAAUUCUCUUAUUUGUGAUCAACUAAGAAAGCUAAAUAACGGCGCGGAUUUGAAAGCAGUAUUUCUCAAAAAAGAUUCCACCAGUUUCUGUGAGGCACCUGAUAUCAAGGACGCAUUGUUUGACAUCAUGUUUCUUCAUCCGGAGGCAUGUUUGUCGUCAAAAACAGGAAUGGAUUUAUUCCAGUCUUCGCCGUACCAAAAAUCGGUCGAAGUUAUCGUUGUCGAUGAAGCUCACUGCAUUUUGGAGUGGGGUGAUAAUUUUAGGACUGACUAUUCCUAUCUUGGUAUGCUGUGCUCUCUUUUUCCAUCAGUUCCAGUCUUAGCACUUACUGCAACUGCAAGCAAAAAAGAUAGAGAAGUAAUAAAGAGCACCUUGCACAUGAGGAAUCCACUGGAAGUUGUAGGAAGCUAA